Messenger RNA from Danio aesculapii, 1729 nucleotides. It is a transcript of the gene nucb2b, whose product is annotated as nucleobindin 2b. Gene Ontology annotation, molecular function: calcium ion binding. Gene Ontology annotation, cellular component: endoplasmic reticulum-Golgi intermediate compartment; extracellular exosome. The record is from RefSeq and is a predicted model, not a curated record. The transcript has 14 exons. NCBI's taxonomy places the organism in Eukaryota, Metazoa, Chordata, Actinopteri, Cypriniformes, Danionidae. Bases 171 to 1463 code for a protein of 430 amino acids.
GGGUUUGUGAUGAGGAACUGUGUUUAGCACGCAUCAGGUAAAACAAGUUGCAAAUGAACUGUCAAAGCGAUUUUACCACUGACGCCUGAUCGAGGAGACGCGCCAUCGAGUUUGUAAAUACAGCUCUCAGGGGUCGUUCAGGGUUGUGGUGUUUUUGUUCUUGUUCACAGAUGUGGAGACCGUCACACUGUUGCUUGAUUCUGGCUCUGUGGGCUUGUUUGGAUGCAUUGCCAGUUGCUGUGGAUAAAACCAAAGUGAGUCCUCCAGCAGAGUCACAGGAUCCGCCUGAAAAUGCAGACACCGGCUUGCACUAUGAUCGAUAUCUCAGAGAGGUUAUCGAUUUCCUGGAAAAGGACCCGCAUUUCAGAGAGAAACUUCAUAACACCGACAUGGAAGACAUCAAGCAAGGAAAGCUGGCGAAAGAGUUGGACUUUGUCAGCCAUAAUGUGCGAACAAAACUUGAUGAGCUGAAGAGGCAAGAAGUGAACAGACUGCGCACCUUAAUCAAAGCCAAACAAGACCUAAAUGGAGAAAAAGGUAUGACGAUGGACCACCAAGCACUUCUGAAACAGUUUGAGCAUCUGAAUCACAUGAAUCCACACACAUUUGAGGUGGAGGAUUUGGAUCGCCUCAUUAAAUCGGCCACUAAUGAUCUGGAGAACUUUGACAAGGAAAGGCAUGAAGAGUUCAAGAGGUAUGAGAUGAUGAAGGAACAUGAACGGAGGGAACAUCUUAAAACGCUGGAUGAGGAAGGGCGCAAAAAAGAAGAGGAACAUUACGAAGAGAUGAAGAAGAAACAUGCAGACCAUCCCAAACUCAAUCAUCCUGGCAGUCAAGACCAGCUAAAGGAGGUCUGGGAGGAAUCCGAUGGUUUGGAUCCCAAUGAUUUUGAUCCAAAGACAUUCUUCAACCUGCAUGACACUAAUGGUGAUGGAUAUUUCGAUGAGCAAGAGCUGGAAGCAUUGUUUACCAAAGAGCUGGAGAAGAUCUAUGACCCCGCACAAGAAGAGGAUGAUAUGGUGGAGAUGGAGGAGGAGAGACUAAGGAUGAGAGAGCAUGUGAUGAAUGAGGUUGACACUAACAAAGACAGGCUUGUUUCACUUGAGGAAUUUAUUACUGCCACGAACAAGAAGGAAUUUCUAGAGCCAGAUGAAUGGGAGACUCUAGAUCAGAAUCCGGUCUACACUGAAGAAGAGCUGAGAGAGUUUGAGCAGCAUCUCGCUCAAGAAGAACAAGACCUGAACCUGAGGACAAAUGACCUGCAGAAGCAGAGAGAGGAGCUGGAGAGACAACAGGAUCAGCUCAACGCCCAGAAGAUGGAGCUACAGCAGGCAGUACAGCACAUGGAGAGACUGAAAGCACAGAAAACAGAGCCUCCAGUGCAGCCCAAAGCUCUGUCCGCUAUGGAGAUUUUACCUGGUGAUGCUCAGCAGUUGUCACGGGACCUUCCUGCACAUUCUUAGCAGCUCAAGCUCUCCUGAAUGUCUGUAAUGUGUUUGUCUGCUGUAUGUAGAGUUAAAUAUUUCCAUCCUCACGUUCAAUUUACUGUCUCAUAGGAAACACAUUGAUAUCAAACACAAAGCAAUAUUCAACCUUGAAUAUUGAAACGUGAUAAGUUAACAGAAUUAUGUGUGGACAAUCUCACUUUUGACUAUAUUGAUGUUUGUGAGGAUGGGGAUUGUACUUGAAUCUUGUGCUCAAAGAAAGUUGAUUGUAUUUUAUUGUUUAA